Messenger RNA from Fusarium falciforme, 831 nucleotides. RefSeq names its product AB hydrolase-1 domain-containing protein. Lineage: Eukaryota; Fungi; Ascomycota; Sordariomycetes; Hypocreales; Nectriaceae. Bases 1 to 831 code for a protein of 276 amino acids. The transcript has a single exon. The record is from RefSeq and is a predicted model, not a curated record.
AUGGCUUUUACAUCCACCACAGAAAUCAUCGAGCUUCAGGCCGAUGUCAAGCUACAUGUCAUAUGGUCCUUUCCUAGGCCUGAGAAAGCUACACCCUCAGCCACUGUCAUAUUCCUCCACUUCUGGGGGGGUUCGUCAGCAACUUGGUCGCCUGUAAAUUCCCUGAUUGCAGAGACCUUCCCAACCGUCCGCAUCGAUUUCCGUGGAUGGGGCAAUUCGACCGGUCCCGAAGAUGAGACGGCAUACUCAACUAUCCAACUCGCGGAAGAUGUUGAAGGUGUCUUACAACACUUGAAUCUGCCGAGAUACAUCCUUGUCGGUCAUUCCAUGGGCGCCAAAAUAGCCCAGGCAGUCGCCGGCCGAAAGGUCCAUGAUGGGCUCGCUGGCCUAAUUCUCGUCUGCCCUGCACCUCCCACGCCUUUAGUGCUUCCUGACGAGAUGCGCGACCAGCAGAUCAACGCCUAUAAUAAUGCAGAGAACGCGGAGUUUGUCACGCGCAAUGUUCUCACUUCGAAGACUUUGUCCGACGAACUAGUACAAAGCGCGGUGAAGACCAUGCUCAAGGGCAACAAAUAUGCCAAAGCUGCGUGGCCGCGCUACGCGAUGAGAGACGAUAUUGUGUCGCUUGCGGAGGGCAUCGAAGUACCUACGCUCGUCAUUGCCGGGGAAAAAGAUGCUAUCGAAUCAGUUUCACGGGUGAAGGCGGAGGUUGUUGCGAAUAUUUCUGACGCAAAAUCGGUCGUCGUGGAAGAAGUUGGUCAUUUAGCUCUACUAGAGGCACCAGAGAGAAUCGCUGUGAUCCUAAAUGGUUUCAUGUCGGAUAUUAUCUAA